UCAUUACAGGCGGGGCAGUUUGCCUUAUCCUCUUUCUUUCUUCUCUUCGUGUUUCUCUCUGUCUGUCUGUCUGUCUCUCUCUUUCAAUAUGAAUCUCAUGGAUCUGUUAUUAGCUGAUGCUCUAGCUGCUGGCAUGGCCCGCCAGGCAGCAGAGGCUAACAGACCACCUCCUGAUAACUUCUUUAUAAUACCACCAGACGCACAGGCCUGGCGUAAACUCUACUCAACCUGUAAAGAGGAGAACAUGGUGAUAUGUGUUGAAGUGACUGAUGACUCUCAUCCUCCUUCAAGAAGAAUGCAGCCUCAUAUCGUUAACCUGGCCAGGGAAGUACCUCAGAUUCCUUUCUUUAGAGCUAAGAUCGGACUGGGCCGGACUUAUGAUGAGUUAAGACAGGAUCUAGGUGGUAUCAGGUUCACCCCUUCAGUGGUUAUACUAUUCUUUGAUGAUGAUGGGGUGAGGAUCAAGAAGGCAGAGGGGGAGGAGGAGAUUAAAAUGGCUUUAAGAAUAGGAGCAUUUGAGAAGAUCAUUCAAGACUUUAUUGACCAGAGAAUGAAGCUCAAACUGGCAGAGAAGUUUGCAGAGCAGCUAGCAGGAGCAAUGGCUAGUGAUAUAGCGAGGAAGAGAAGAGAAGCAGCUCUGGAGUAUGAGGAGAAGUUGAGAAAAGAGAAAGCAGAAAAGGAGAGAAAGGAGAAAGAGGCAAGGGAGAAGGAACUGGAGGAGGAGAGAAGGAAGCGAAUUGAAGCUGAGAAGAAAGCAGAAGAAGCUAAAGCGAGUGAGCAGAAGGCAAGGUUGAAAUCAUACGCUGUUGAUGAGCUGAUGAGGAUGGAUCUUAAUAACGCUAAGAUAAGGGAUAUCAAGGAUAAGAUGGACGACCUUGGGUUAAGCUAUGCUGGCUGUACUUCAAGAGAAGAUCUCAUCAAGAAACUAACAGCAAACGUGCCAUCACUCAAGACCAAAAUGGACCAAACUGAUGGAGGAGGAGGGAGGCCUUCCACCAGUUACGUCCCCUCCAGUUAUUCCUCCUCCCAAAGACACAGUUCUGGUAUACUCUACUCUAAUAAACCAACAGACACUGGUCCAUCAGAUAAUGGAGAGGUGAUCAAACUGAGGAGGAAGGUGGAGCAGCUUCAGGGGAACAUUGAAGAGAUUAAUGUCAUGAGAGAAUCACUGGAAGACGAACUGGCCAGGAAGAACAGGGAAAUAGCAGCACUGAAGUCUAGGGGCGGUGGUAUUGGGCGUGUUCCUUUAUUCGGAGGAGGAGGAGGAGGAGGUGACAGUUUUACUAAAGUUAAGGAACUUGAGAAUGAACUCCUAGAGACGAGAAUGCUGUACACCUGCACACUGGACGAUUUUGAAGUGUUAGGUGUUAUAUCAAGAGGUAAGUUAGCUGAAGGCAGGAGUAUGAUGGUGGUUCGAGCUCAGUGUAUCAAACCAGGUCUGCCUUAUCCUGACAGAGUCUAUGCACUCAAGAUGCUGUCUGGAGUACAUGAUACCACUACAAUGACAAAUGCAAGAGAUCAGCACAAGAAUGAGUAUGAGGUCCUCUCCUCCAUUCCUCCUCAUAAGAACAUUGUCAGGCUCUUUGCUUUCUUCUACGACAGACCAAAGGCUCAUCCAAAGUUGAGCCGAGAGAACUGUAGUGAAGGGAUCGCUCUUUGUAUAAUGAUGGAGCAACUCUCACAGAAUAUGGAGUACCAGCUCAAACCGUUGAGACAAACUGCUGGUCCUAAUUAUUCUAAAGUCCUGGGUUGGUUGAAGGACCUCUUGACUGGCCUACAGUAUCUCUUUACUCAUUAUGUCCUCCACAGGGAUCUUAAGCUAGAGAAUCUCAUGUUGUCUGGAGAUAUUCUUAAAAUUGUUGAUUUUGGCGAAGCCAUUAAACUUGAGCCAGACUACAAGAUACCUUUUGAUAGACCCUGCAGUAAAGGAGGCAAUGAGGCUCACCUGGCUCCAGAGAUACUGAACCAAAGAACAGGUCGUGGUAGAGUCCUAGACUAUACUAAACAGCCAGUAUGGGCCGCUGGAGUCCUCGCUUAUGAACUAGCAGGAUAUCAAAACCCGUUUAGCGGCAGUAAAGACCAGAGGGCCUAUGAUGAGAGGACCUUGCCGAGGCUAACUGAUACCUACAGCAAGACUGGGCGGGGCCAGAAGUUCCCUCCUGAGUUUCCAAAUAUAGUAACAUCAAUGCUGUCUUUUGAACCAGCUCGACGGCCCACACUGUCUGAAGCUCUCAAUAAAAUAACAAAAUUAGUAUAAGAAGAAUCAAUUGCUAUUAUUAUUGUUGUAAUGUUGUUAUUUUUCUGUCUCUUGUUUCUCCCUUUUUGUAUUAUUAGAGAGUGUGUUAAUUAAUUCAUUAAUUAAUUUUCUUGCUGUCUUCUUUAUUGUAGCUAGUUUCUUGGUUUACUUGUAUACCGUAAAUAUUUUAA
Messenger RNA from Amphimedon queenslandica, 2427 nucleotides. RefSeq lists its product as uncharacterized. The transcript has 11 exons. The coding region runs from base 89 to 2257 and encodes 722 amino acids. Gene Ontology annotation, biological process: protein phosphorylation. Gene Ontology annotation, molecular function: ATP binding; protein kinase activity. Lineage: Eukaryota; Metazoa; Porifera; Demospongiae; Haplosclerida; Niphatidae. The record is from RefSeq and is a predicted model, not a curated record. Gene Ontology annotation, cellular component: nucleus.